Molecule: messenger RNA, 5842 nt
Organism: Vanessa atalanta (red admiral)
Lineage: Eukaryota; Metazoa; Arthropoda; Insecta; Lepidoptera; Nymphalidae
Product: SH3 domain-binding protein 5 homolog
Exons: 6
Coding region: 248-1672 (474 amino acids)
Biological process (GO): intracellular signal transduction; negative regulation of protein tyrosine kinase activity
Cellular component (GO): cytoplasm
Molecular function (GO): protein kinase inhibitor activity
Source: RefSeq, a predicted model, not a curated record
UAUGAUUUGACGUCAAGAAAGUGGACGUCAUCUUGUAUGAAAAUUCUUUAUUUGAUUAGUUUUGCAAAUUAAACUUGUCUAGUAAUUUUGAUAAGAGUUUGCACCUACGUUGUGACCAAAUUUUAUAUGAUGUGCAUCUAAGAAUUUAUUAGAAUAAUUAAAAGUGAAGUGACGGUGACGCUGUCGCAUUACUGUGUCGGUGAUGUAAUUUAGGUGAUUGGGCGGCUUCCUAGUUGUAGGCCCUACCAUGGAAGAAUCCUCGUUCACUAUUCCAGCUGACGACAAUGGUGAUACUGAGCUCGACCCUAGAAUUCAGGUGGAGCUGGAGAAAUUGAACGCGGCCACAGACGAAAUAAAUAAGUUGGAACUCGAGCUUGAUGAGUCCAUGAAGACAUUUCACCUGUUGUUGAAUGAGACUUCACGUAGACUUCAGGCUUUAACGAAACGUCUGGGGACGUGUGUUGAUAAAUCUCGGCCGUAUCACGACGCGGUGAGCGCGGCUUCAACAGCGAGAUCGGAAUGCCAGCGGGCUGCCGUGCAGUUCCAGAGAGCUAGCGAGUUACAUGCAGCGGCAAAAGAGACGGUGACAUUAGCGGAGCAGCGUUUUGUAAGCAAGCAAGAUGAGUGGCAAUUCGACAGCAACUGGCAGGAAGUGCUCAACCAUGCCAUUAUUAAGGUUAUGGAUGCUGAAAAAAGAAAAGCGGAAAGCGGACGUGAGCACCAGAAAAAAGCGGCCGCUUAUAUUACUGCUGAGCAAAAGGUAACGCAAUUGGAAGAAAGUCUUAAACGGAAUAUUGUAAAAUCAAGAGUUUAUUUUGAGGAGAAAAAAUUAUGUGACGAGCAGUUACAAGCACAAAAUGAGAAGAUAGAGAAGUUACAGCGGCUCAUUGCUGACGCUAAGUUUAGAUACUCAAAAUCCCUCAAAGCUCUCGAGGAGAUAUCUGAAGAAAUACAUCGACGGAGAGGCGAAUACCCACCGGGAAAAGAUACUAUUCCAGUCGGACCCAGAGAACCAGGUGUUGGGGCUGAACGAGACCCUGUACAUGAUGAGACACAAGUGGAAGGAAUCGAAAAAGAUGAAGAAUCAAGUCUUCAAGAACUAAGAAUGCGAGUCAGGGAACUAGCUCUCAAACCAAUAGAUAAAGGGGACGUAGAGACAGAUGAAGCGUGGGCUCAGGAACUGAACGAAACAAUAAAUAAACUAGAUCAGCUACUGAUGAUGAAGGAAACAAACCAGCAGAAAAGAUCCAAAUUCACUGCCAGCACGCCAAGAAAUGCCAGCGCUCCAUCAACUAGCACGAACACGGCACACAAAAAUCACCCACCAAGCGAUACAUGGAAAACAGAAUCAAAUUUAUCGCGUACCAAGUCAAUAAGUCGAGAAGUUAUUUAUGAAAAUUCUAAUCCAAUGAGUAAGACGGAGAAGUCUAAAAGCAUGAUGUCUUUAGAUGUACUGGCAUUAGCUCGAGAUACAACUAUGAUGGAUCGCGAGUCGUAUUUGAAGGCUGUCAUUGAGGAUAAAUCACCGACUGGCACGUAUACGGAGAGCAACUCCGAUAGGAAUGAGAGUCCCGAUGACAUCCUGAUGGUGGAAUGUGACUCGAGCGACUCCAAUCAGAAUCCAGUCAUAAGAAUGACCAGUUCCACGAUAACGGACAGUGACAACAGUUAAAUUUAAAUCCAACAAGUUUGGAGGAAAACGUCGAAUUUAUUUCUAAAAUGUCUGCACUAGAAAUUCGUUUUACAAUGUGUUAUAAAUUUUUGUAAUCAUGUCAAUUUGAAUGUUAGAUUUGAUAUAAAUGAUGAAAAUUAUGAAAAAAAAUUGUAAAAUUCAAUACUGUAUUGAAUAUAGUUAGAAGUGGUUGUGUAAAUUUUUACGUGUUAGCUGUAGUACGUCUUUUGAGCUAUCACACUCCGUCAUUGAACUAGAAUAGUUUAAUUUUUAGGCAGGAUUAAACGCAAGUUAUCAAUUUGAAAAUUAUAUCAAAAGCUACGUAACAUCAUUUGAAUCGUAAUUAAUAAUUUCGUAAUUAUUGGGAAUUUGGAUGCGAUAUCCAAUAUGGAUUUUUCCGUAGAUCACUUCUUAAAUGAUUCAGCGAUUACUUUAUACAAUAGUAAUUUUUUUAAACAUAGUUUUCCUAAAAGCUAUUGAGACUCCAUUUAGCAAACCCUAAUAUCAAGUUUAGGUGUGAUACGAAUAAGGUUUCCAAGAGUCUAAAGAUUCAAACCAUUGAUAUGAUUUCCAAAUUUAUUGUACAACCCUACAAAUUAUUGCCUUGCGGUGAAAACUUGGAGCACAAAUUCAUUUUCAACAGCAAUAUUGUGUCAAAAACAAAAUUUGUGAUUUCUGAGGUGCGUUACUACCUUCUCUCAAUAAUACCAAACACCUACAAAACACCCUUUAUGGUUUCUUAUAUAUACCAUAAAUAUUCUUUUUCUACAGACAUAUUUCGUCUUCUAUUGAAUUAUUAAGAGUUUUCACUUCAAGAAGGCUUAAUAUAUCAUUUAAAAAUUACGCAGACAAGAUUCGCACAUUUGAAUAAAAGGAAAAUAUCUUUAAAGAAAUACUCUCCAAUAUUUUUAACUCCACUCUAUGAAUCUAUUAAAUAUAAUACGAAGUAAACUUAGUUUGUACUUUGCAAUUAUUUUAUUUUCAGACAUGUUUUCUCAAACAUUUUGUACGAUGUGAGAUGAGUCUCUUCUGUGAGAUGGUGUUAAUGAAUUAAUACUUGUCUCCGUCUGAAGAGAGUUUGUUCUGAGAUGACCAUGUCUAAAUAAAGUGUUAUUGUUAUUCUUACUGGCUUAGGCCGUAGCAGUCCACCGAGCGCACUCUAUGAUAAUUAUAAAAUUAGUGAAGUUUUUAAUAGAUGCACUGAAAAUAUAUUUACGCAAUAAUGGUUUCUCUAACAAAUAUAAAACUAUUUGACGAAGAUGUAAUAGGAAGUAAACCACAUUAUUAACAAAAGAUUACAAUGAGGUGUGAGUUUUAACGGUUUUACGAUUUUUAAUCAACGGUAAAUACAUAAAAUAAAUCGAAACUCAAUUAACUUUGCCGCUCUACGAAAUGCCAAAUAUGUGCUUGCAGUGUUGAACUAGCGUAAAGCCAAUGGUCUCUUUUGGCCAUUGACAAUGAUACCGAAUCUUUUAAAAAUAAUAUCGACACUAUAAUAGUACUAAAAAUAUUGCUAUAUCUUUCUAAUGUAUAAGGUUAAGAAGGAUAGCAAGUCUUUGGUAUAAAUCUGAUUACUCACGAAGGCGCCUCUCCAGAUUAAAUUAUCGCCGUGCAUUCAUAUGAAACACUUCUUUACAAUAUAUUUUAGUGUGCAUGAGAUAAAAUGACUAAUGUAAGAAUACAGACAGAUAAAAAAUUAGAUUAUAUUUGUUAAUGUAUGCCGAUAAUUUUAAUCGGCACACGCCUUCGUGAGUGUACAGAUCUGUACAUCUAGUUAAAACAAUUUCUUUAAAAAAAUAGUAUACGGUAAAUCAAAAUCAGCAUUAGGAAAUUCCUUCACAUGUAACUUUUAAAUAACAAUGUGGUUUAGUUUCUGCUUAAAUAUAUAACAACGUGCAAUUAUCUAUGUAUUUAUCAAUAAAAUAUUAUUAUUAUUAUAAUUUUUCGUUGUGAUUAUAUUUGUAUCAAUUUGAAAAUUGGUAUCUAGAAUAUAUUAUCGAAGUUAUAGUGUAACUUCAGAACUUAUUAUGUAAAAAAAAAAAAUCGAACUCGAGGGUGAAUUCGAAGUAUCAUUAACGAUCUUACACGAGAGCGUUCUUUAGAGCAUGUCUAGUUAAACACUGAUUUCUCUUUCUUUCAUCAUAGGUUUGACAUUUUGAAGAAAAAGACAGCAUUGUUUUACGCUUUUAUCUUCUAAAAAUAAUUUCUAGGUAAUGUUGUAUAUGUUUAAUAUAUUGAAACGCUAAAUUACAUCAGUUUGAAAUGAUAAUGAUUAUAUUGAAUGUAGCAUAUCAACAUGUAGGCUAUUCAAAUCGAAGAAGGAAUAAAAGUUAACAAACUUUAAGUUUACGUGUUAAACAACUGAUACAUUAUCCACUACAAACAGUUCUUGAAUAUAAUAUAUCUUUAUUUAUAAUGCAACAUUAUACAAUUUAAUUAGCUUAUUCGCGAACGAAAAAACAUUUCUUUUCGUAAAUAAUUAAUGUCAUAAAAUAUUCUAUCAAGCAAUGAUAUCGCGAGAAUACGAUGUUGUUUACUUGCCUCUUGCGGUUGGAAUUGUCUAUAGUUUGAUAUGAUAUUUAAAGAGACUAACUAAACUGGUUUAUUUGGUCGAAUUCACCCAUAAAACUAUUCAGGGAAUUUAUUUAAAUUGUGCCUUCUUUAAUUUCUAAGCCCGAGUCGAGCACGUAAUGCGGAAGACUGUAAAAUGGUUGAUACUUAUAUAGAAUUAGCAUUUAUUUUGUAUACUAGUUGUAGUUAUAAAAUUAAUUAAUAAUCUGUCAAAAUAUUUAGCGCUAAAACGUGAAGCAAUACAGAAUGUAUUGUUUUUAGGUUGUCUGUAGACAUUUAAUAAUAUUUACUAAAAAAAACGGAACUGGGAUUGUAUUAAAAUAAAAUGUGAUUUUCUAUAAAUAUUUCUGUUAGAAUUAAACCUUAAACGUUAUUAAUUAAUAAACUAACCCAAAAAAAUAACCCUUGACAGGACGAAUAUACAAUCACAUUACAUUAAACACAGUUAUUGUCCCAUUAGUAUUAGCAGCCUGUAAAUUUUCCCACUGCUGGGCUAAAGGCAGAGGAGGCCUUUGAGGAGAAGGUUUGGAGCAUAUUCCACCACUCUGCUCCAAUGCGGGUUGGCGGAAUUAACUCUAUUGUCCUAUAUUUAAUUCCAACUGUAUUGUGCGGUUUGUUUAAUUUUACCAAGUUAUAAUAGUGUUGUAUAAUUUUGUUAUAAUUAUGCAAUGCAUAAUAAACAAAAUGAAAGGUAAAAAUAGAAUAAGGACAUACAAGUCUCGUAUAAUAAUAAUAAAAAAAAACUAUGAAACGCUUUUCACAUUAAAAUUUUUUGAUCUUUAAAAUAUUUGCACCGGCUACACAAGUAUCACUAUUGUAAUGCACUUUUGUGAAAUCAGUUUACGCAGUUAAGUCGCACCAGUCUCAGUUGACGAGGAAAAUUCUUUGGUUGUCAUUCCCAAAAGUUCGGUUGUUGGACAAAUAAUAUAAUAGAAUUAUAACAAUAGCCUAGUUAACAUAUUAGCUAACUUGUUCGUAACUUGUAGAUCACGCGGUCUUGAUUGUGGGCAUGUCCAAACAAAAAUGGGAAAUGGUCUUAUUAAUUGAUACGCUCUUAUAAUCUAUAUAAUUAUAGUUAAGUGUUUCUUUAAAUAUACGUUGAUUAUUUAUAAGCCCAAGGCCCCUAAGGCAAAGGGGACCUAGGCAAUACGUAUAUUCAAAAAAGCUCAGCUAAUACUUAUAUACGUUUAAAAACUUUUUUUCUCAGUACAACACUGCACAGUGGUCUUUAGCCGCCGAGGUGCGUCACUGUUCAUUAGCAGCAUAUGAGACAACAAAGUUUUUAUUUAACGUAUCUUUCCUGUAUGUGUGGAUUUUUUGCAACUUAAUUUUAAAACCAAUAAAACAGAUUGAGUUGAGACUUGGACACCCAUUACUUGCUGGUUACAUUAUAAUUUAGUAUACAUAUAACUAUAUACAGUUCAUUUGAGAACGCAGAGUUAAAAAAUGCUUAUGUAGAAAAACUAUUGACUUAACUGCAUGAAUUGGACUAGGCAAGUUAGUCGUUAGUAGCCGGAUCACAUAUAUAGAUACAGCACAAAAUUUCUGAUUGUACAAAAUGUACUAAAAUUUCUACACGUUAAUAAAUGUUUUUGAUUA